UAGUAGGGGCAAGCAAUGAAUAAAUUUAUCGCUAGUUUCGCCGGCAGUAUCACUAGUUGGUGACUGUCCGUGACCGGAGCUGGCAGACUUCAUUUCUCGUGUGGAAUUUCUCUUGAGUAAAUCAACAUGCCUGUCUACAAGCUAACUUACUUCCCCGUUAAAGCGUUGGGCGAGCCAAUUCGCUUCCUGUUUAGCUAUGCUGGCAUUGACUUCAUCGAUGAUCGCUUUGACAGAGAAGACUGGCCGAAGCUUAAGACAACUAUGCCAUUCGGGCAAGUGCCCGUACUCGAGGUAGAUGGAAAGAAGAUCAACCAGUCUGUGGCUAUCUGCCGUUACCUGGCGAAGCAAUGCGGUCUUGCUGGCAAGAACGACUGGGAAGCUUUGGAAAUCGAUGUCGCUGUUGAUAACAUACAUGACUUACGCUCGAAAAUCGCGCUGUUCCAUUACGAGAGCAACGAGGCGGUCAAAGCUGAGAAACGUCGAAUGGUAGACGAACAGGUGCCCUUCUAUCUGAGUCGUCUGAACGAUCAGGUGAAGAAGAAUGGCGGUUACUUCGUCGGUGGCGCACUGUCCUGGGCCGACUUAACUUUCGUCGCUAUCCUGGACUACUUGAACUUUAUGAUGGGGAAAGACAUCAUUGAACCGUACGACAGUCUGAAGCAACUCAAGCAGAAGGUUCUCGAGAUACCGGCCAUCAAGAGCUGGGUCGCCAAGCGUCCGCCGACCGACGCGUAAUCUUAUCAGACGGUUGAACAUUCGGGCUCCAUCGCGGAAGGAAUCAUCUCGAUUGGAGCAAAAUGUGAAUUUAUUUCCUUGUGCUAUUCUUACUUGUACCUACGCUUGUACCUAUGAUUAUUAGGUGACACAUUUAGAAUCGCACGCCGGAUAUAUCAGAUGUAUCAGAUGUUUCUCAAUGCCCGUGAGAGGCUGAUUAUUAUUCAUACACGGGAGCAAUGAUAAGGACAAUACUAAUUUUCCGCAAAGAUUGCAAUUAUAGUUUUGUACUUCAAUAAAUCACUCAUUUCCGUUAAUGAUCUC
Messenger RNA from Ooceraea biroi (clonal raider ant), 1038 nucleotides. RefSeq names its product glutathione S-transferase. Gene Ontology annotation, molecular function: glutathione transferase activity. NCBI's taxonomy places the organism in Eukaryota, Metazoa, Arthropoda, Insecta, Hymenoptera, Formicidae. The record is from RefSeq and is a predicted model, not a curated record. Gene Ontology annotation, biological process: glutathione metabolic process.